AACAGCAAGACUGGAUAACAGCUUCUUCCCUCAGGCUGUGAGACUAAUGAAUACUCUGCCACCACCGAGGUCUCACCACGAGAACAGUGGGAUUUACUUGCAGGGUUACACAGUGAGCGAGCAGGGUCUUGGGUCCAAACGCACCAUAAUCGAAGCCAAGCCACCUUCUGAAGAGUUUAAAACUUUCUAUCUGUGUGCAGAUAACUCGGCUGACAACCAGCGCUGGAUCAUGGCGUUAAGAGCAUCUAUCAGCAAGUGGCUGCCCUUGCACCAGGCCAUCCAUGACUUUAUGAGCAAUCCUCCAGAGGAGACACGGAUGUGAAGAGGAAUCCCAAUCCUUCCCCAAUGAAGAUGAAUGAAGUCAACAGAGACCUGAUCAACAGAAAACUUCAAAAUUAAGAUCGACAUCUGUCAAACAAGGGUGUUAAGGAUAAUGGACCUAAGGCUGGUAGAAAGAAUUAAACAGAUUAAGCAUGAUCUAAUGGAAUAGCAAGACAGGUUCAAUCAGCUAAAUGACCAAGAUAGAACUGAUUAUGCUGAUAAUCGUGCUUGUGAGUUUGCAUCAAUGUUAAUUGAGUACACAAAACUAGCAGUGUAGUCUAGACAAAUCUCACCCAUUGAGAACUACAGUUGAUCUGUGUAAUUCCUCUUUUGUAUCUGUGGUGUGGAGCAAACAGGAGACAAAAGAUUAAAUAAUUAAUCAUACUGGCAUACUGUGACCAUUUCUCCACUCACAGAUGAUUUAUUUAUUUACAGUACUGUGCAAAAGUCUUAGGCACAUAUAUAUAGCGAGGGUGCCUAGGAUUAUUACACUGUACUGCAGUAAUUUUAUGUAUUGCACUGUACUGCUGCAGCAAAAAAAAAACAAAUUUCAUGACAUAUGAGAGUGGUGAUAAACCUGAUUCUGAUAUGGGUCUCGA
Molecule: messenger RNA, 920 nt
Organism: Mobula hypostoma (lesser devil ray)
Lineage: Eukaryota; Metazoa; Chordata; Chondrichthyes; Myliobatiformes; Myliobatidae
Gene: pdzph1
Product: PDZ and pleckstrin homology domains 1
Exons: 3
Coding region: 47-322 (91 amino acids)
Source: RefSeq, a predicted model, not a curated record